Messenger RNA from Bipolaris sorokiniana ND90Pr, 225 nucleotides. RefSeq lists its product as uncharacterized. Lineage: Eukaryota; Fungi; Ascomycota; Dothideomycetes; Pleosporales; Pleosporaceae. The annotation marks the transcript as partial. The record is from RefSeq and is a predicted model, not a curated record. The transcript has a single exon.
GAACUUAUUAACAACGUACUUAGGCUAUACCUAGAUAUAUUUAUCAUCGCCUAUCUAGAUAAUAUCCUUAUUUACUUAGAAAAUAAGAAAGACUAUAUCUUAUAUAUAAAAACAGUACUUAAGGAACUAGAUAAAUAUAGCUUUAGACUUAAGCUAAAGAAGUAUAAAUUCUAUAAAAAUAAACUUAACUUCUUAGGCUAUACAAUAGGAGUUAACAGAGUAUAA